GUUAAAUCUCGAAAUUGACUAGAAGUUGGAAUUCGGUCAACAACGAAUUGACGGGGUUGUUGUUCUUAAUUUGGAUAUCAAAAUAAAAUUAAAAUCACGACAGUAUGACUACUUCCAACCCAUCUCACCUUUUACCUCUUGAACUUGUUGACAAAUGUAUUGGCUCCCGGAUUCACAUUGUUAUGAAGACAGACAAGGAGAUUGUUGGAACUCUGCUUGGCUUUGAUGACUUUGUCAACAUGGUACUUGAAGAUGUUGUAGAAUUUGAAACAACAUCAGAAGGUAGGAGAGUCACCAAACUGGAUGAGAUUCUUUUGAAUGGGAAUAAUAUUACAAUGCUUAUCCCUGGAAGCGAAGGACCAGAAGGUUCAGAUGUUUGAACGUAGGCUCUACUUGAGUGAAUCGACAUUGUACAGCUGAUCACUUGUAUGAUUAAAAAGUUUUCCAAGAAGACAUUUAAUGUGCACUGUGUCAUCUCUUUUGGAAAUACCAAGGGUAGCAAACUGAUGAAUCAUCAGUACUUCAGGACUCAACACCAUCAAUAAUGCUAUCUAUUAUUUGAUUUUGCAACCUUACCCUGUAAAUAUUCUUUUUAUAAAUUAAAGUGUUUAUGUAGCUCCAAGCUUUUAUUUUCUUUUAGUCUUGCAGGUAUUUUUCAGGCCCCGGUCCAACUGACCGGUGCCCAACCAAUGCUGCCAGUCGCUGGGGCAAUUUCCUGCAGACCAGCUAAUGAAAAAAAAGAAGUAAUAACUAGGUUAAGUUUAAAACUGCAAGUAAAUUUUAAAAAGUUUUUGUAAUUUUAAUCCUUUAAUUGCUAUUCAAGUCCAAACACUACAUUGCAAAUGCUAUUGGUUGUGACAAUUCCUUAUCUUUACAAAGUACUCAAUUGUCAAACACCUGAAAUCUCACAAGAUGUAAUACUCUCUCUUCUCUCUCCCUUUCUUCAUUACUUAGGAGUGGUAAUAUCAUAGUAUUAGUAAUUGAAAUUUUUGAUUAUUUCAAAAUUUACCCUCCCAAAUGGCCUUUACACAUGUUUUAUUUUGUUCAACACAAAA
Lytechinus variegatus (green sea urchin) is the source of this 1055-nucleotide messenger RNA. RefSeq names its product U6 snRNA-associated Sm-like protein LSm5 (gene lsm5). Bases 105 to 380 code for a protein of 91 amino acids. Gene Ontology annotation, cellular component: U4/U6 x U5 tri-snRNP complex; Lsm1-7-Pat1 complex; U6 snRNP. Gene Ontology annotation, molecular function: RNA binding. Gene Ontology annotation, biological process: mRNA splicing, via spliceosome. The transcript is spliced from 5 exons. The record is from RefSeq and is a predicted model, not a curated record. Lineage: Eukaryota; Metazoa; Echinodermata; Echinoidea; Temnopleuroida; Toxopneustidae.